Messenger RNA from Hordeum vulgare subsp. vulgare (domesticated barley), 890 nucleotides. RefSeq names its product pathogenesis-related protein PRMS-like. Lineage: Eukaryota; Viridiplantae; Streptophyta; Magnoliopsida; Poales; Poaceae. Bases 69 to 608 code for a protein of 179 amino acids. The record is from RefSeq and is a predicted model, not a curated record. The transcript has a single exon.
UUAGUCCUGGCUGAGUUUAGCAGACUAGGCAGCACAGCUAAGCUACGCUAGGGUCGACGACACUGGUCAUGGCAAUGGAGCACGCCUCAAGGUGCUGGCUCGCCGCGGUCACCACCAUCGUCCUGCUCUCGUGCGCGCCGGCCCCGGCGGCGGCGGCCGGACGGAAGCUGCUGCAGAUCCAGAUCAGCCAGGCGCAGCAGUACGUGGUGCCGCAGAGCCACAUGCGGGCGAUCCACGGCCAGCGCCCGCUCAAGUGGAGCAACGAGCUGGCGGACCAGGCGGAGCGCUGGGCGGCGCGGUUCAAGGGCAACUGCGCGGCCGCGUCGGCGGCGAUGCCCGGCGGCGUCAACGUGUUCCGCGGCAUCGGCGAGGCUGGGAAGGCGUGGCAGCCCAGCGACGCGGUGGCGGCGUGGGCGGAGCAGGCCAACUACUUCGACUUCGGCACCGGCUCCUGCGCCGCCGGGAAGAUGUGCGCGCAGUUCAAGCAGGUCAUGUCCAAGGGCAACACGGACGUCGGCUGCGCCACCGUGCAGUGCGCCGACGGCACCACGCUCAUGACGUGCCACUACUCGCCGCUGCCCAGCAUCUUCGGCGAGAGGCCCUUCUGAUCCCGGCCGCCGAUCUCGUUCGUCACGUCAAGCCGGCCGGCCGUCUCGUGCCGCGUGUGUUUCUGGUUGACUCGUCUUGCCAUCAUCUUUUGCUGUUUAUUACCCGGUUGUAUUUCAUUAGUUAUUACGACGUGCGAGUUGAUUUAGAUCAUGCUAUGUUAUGGUGAGAGUAAAGAGGUUAUGCUUGGCGUCAUGAGGUUUGUGCAUGGCAUUUGGUAAACUGUUAUCUACUCUUCUAAUCUAAAUCUAAAUACUAUAAAAGCUAUAGUUCACUUUUGCUAA